GUCGGCAUCACCCAUUAUUGUUCGACACUGCAUGCCGUGCCUUCGCGCACCCAACUGCCGUCCGGCGAGCGAAUGCGCUCAGGGCAGCCGUUCAUAAGUCGUUCAUUUGUGUACCUGGCCGCACCCAUGGCCGCACGCAAGGCCGCCCGCAGCCCACACAGGACAACGGUUCCCUACGCAGUUUCAAUAUAUCCUAGUAGGAGAAUUAAUUUUGAAACAAGUCGCCUCGCCGCAGCGCUGCGGCACGGCUGGGCCAGGCUGACUGCCAUUCGCCUUCGCUUCCUCUUGCUACACACAUCCAUCCGUCGUGGGGUACUCUAUGCCCUCCCAGUUGGAUGCGCAAGUAGACGCACCUCUCCCCAAGGGACCAAGCAAGCCCGCCUAUCCUGCCUUGAAAUCCUCCUUCAAACUCAGGAAUCCAACUCGUUCAUCCAUCCACUCCAGCCAUCAUGGUUGUCGUUAUGCAUGCCGAUUCUUUCUACAUCAGACAAUGGCCGGGUGCCCGUCCUUCGAAGGAUUCGCCCGGGCGUCGGCGGUUGCAGGCCAUAGUCUGGACACAGGUACGCACAGAAGAAGUUGAGCUUGAACCGCGGGCCUAGGGAGCCAAUCAGGACUCGCGCCCUUGUCGAGCGAGCCGGUUUGUUCUUCGCAUCGUCCGCUCGCCUUGCAUCUAUCGUUUGAGUGACGCACCACCUGCCUAGUACCGAUAGUCCUACUCGCCGACGACUACGUCCGCCAUUUACGCCUCUCUUGCGAUAACGAUGCGGAUGAGCGACACACGAACGAACCAUCAUUAACACUAGGUG
This is a messenger RNA of Trematosphaeria pertusa, 806 nucleotides long. RefSeq lists its product as uncharacterized. NCBI's taxonomy places the organism in Eukaryota, Fungi, Ascomycota, Dothideomycetes, Pleosporales, Trematosphaeriaceae. Bases 73 to 549 code for a protein of 158 amino acids. The record is from RefSeq and is a predicted model, not a curated record. The transcript has a single exon.